UAGGGCGGCGGCGCCAUUGGCGGAGCGCGGGCGGGGCCGGGGUUGGUUCCGGGCCGAGGGUCCGGAGGGUCCGGGCGGGUCCCGAGGAGGGUCCGGGCGGUUCCGGCUGAGCGGGAUGAGCGGCGGGCGGCGCCGGGACGAGCCGCCGCACCCGCAGCACCACGCGGUGGCCAACGGCGGCGCGGCCGGGCGCGGCUCCGUGUGGGGCAAAGCGCUGCGCAGCGACUCCGCCUGGCACGACAAGGACGAGUUUUUAGAUGUAAUCUACUGGUUCCGGCAGAUCAUUGCAGUUAUUUUGGGAAUCAUCUGGGGAGUAGUUCCACUGAAGGGCUUCGUGGGAAUAGCAGUAUUCUGCCUGAUCAAUGCUGGUGUUCUGUACCUCUACUUCAGUAGCUUCCAGCAGAUAGAUGAGGAGGAGUAUGGCGGGACGUGGGAGCUAACAAAGGAAGGAUUCAUGACAUCUUUUGCACUGUUUCUGGUUGUUUGGAUAAUCUUCUAUACUGCCAUCCACUAUGAUUGACACAGUCUGCAGCAUUUGCCUGUUAAAUCAGUAGUCAGUAAAUCAAGAAGGUUUUAAUAAGUCCUAGUCUUUAGUGGACUGGUGGGAAGGUGGGGAAGCCAAACCAGUUCCAGACCAGAGGUCUGAUUAGCCUGGAGGAGCCCCAACUCUUCUGCUGGAGAAGCCUGUCUCUGUUUUAUAUACCCAUGAAUUAUUGGAACUAUUAAAAAGCCAUUGGAAUUUU
Pseudopipra pipra is the source of this 743-nucleotide messenger RNA. RefSeq names its product RAB5 interacting factor (gene RAB5IF). The transcript is spliced from 4 exons. The record is from RefSeq and is a predicted model, not a curated record. Gene Ontology annotation, biological process: mitochondrial respirasome assembly. Bases 116 to 520 code for a protein of 134 amino acids. Lineage: Eukaryota; Metazoa; Chordata; Aves; Passeriformes; Pipridae.